Molecule: messenger RNA, 1026 nt
Organism: Rotaria sp. Silwood2
Lineage: Eukaryota; Metazoa; Rotifera; Eurotatoria; Philodinida; Philodinidae
Source: the annotation of a GenBank genome assembly
AUGCUUAAUAUGAAUUUUCAGGAAAUUCAUUUGAACUUCCACAAUAUUCCUAGAGUUUCAACUAAAGAAGAUAUGAGAGGUAUAGAAGAUUAUGGAACACCAUUUUUACGCCGUGUAAAUCUGAAUGCAAAUACAAAAUGGUUUCAGAAUGGUGUCACUGUCGCUGGAGGAAAUGGAUCUGGCAGUGGAAUGAAUCAACUCUACAAUUUAUGGGGUUUGUGUGUUGAUGAUAAUCAGACUGUUUACAUUGCUGACUGCGGAAACCACCGUAUUGUGGAAUGGAAAUGUGGUGCGACGACUGGUCGAGUUGUAGCCGGCAGAAAUGGACCAGGUAAUCAACUUGAUCAAUUGCUUGGUCCAACAGAUGUGAUUAUCGAUAAAGAAAGAGACAGUCUCAUCAUUUGUGAUUACAGCAACAAUAGAGUAGUUCGAUGGCCUCGUCAAAGUAGUACAAAUGGAGAAACCAUUAUGUCAAAUAUUAGAUGUCAUGGCUUGACAAUAGACGAUGUUGGAUCUCUCUAUGUUGUUGAUUUUGAUAAGCAUGAAGUCAGACGAUAUCGAAUGGGAGAAAAUCAGGGAACAGGUGUUGCAGGUGGAAAUGGAUCAGGAAAUCGUCUCAAUCAAUUGAGUUAUCCGAGAUACGUCUUCGUCGAUCGAGAAUAUUCAGUUUACGUAUCGGAUACAAGUAAUCACCGUGUGAUAAAGUGGAUGAAAGGUGCGAAACAAGGCAUUGUUGUGGCUGGUGAUCGAGGUCAAGGAAAUAAUCUUACACAAUUAUCAAGCCCUUAUGGUAUUGUUGUGGAUCAAUCAGGUGCUAUCUAUGUGGCUGACAGUGAAAAUCAUCGAAUAAUGCGUUGGUCUCAAGGUGCCACACAGGGAAAUAUGAUUGUUGGUGGAAAUGGUCAAGGAAAUCAAUCAAAUCAAUUCUAUGGUCCCAGAGGGUUGUCAUUUGAUCGAGAAGGCAAUAUCUAUGUGAAUGAUAAUAGAAAUCAACGAGUACAAAAGUUCAAAAUUGAUCAAAGUUGA